Molecule: messenger RNA, 1460 nt
Organism: Vanessa tameamea
Lineage: Eukaryota; Metazoa; Arthropoda; Insecta; Lepidoptera; Nymphalidae
Gene: Snap29
Product: synaptosomal-associated protein 29
Exons: 1
Coding region: 229-1026 (265 amino acids)
Biological process (GO): synaptic vesicle priming; synaptic vesicle fusion to presynaptic active zone membrane; exocytosis
Cellular component (GO): plasma membrane; SNARE complex
Molecular function (GO): syntaxin binding; SNAP receptor activity
Source: RefSeq, a predicted model, not a curated record
GAGAACAGAAUGACUACGUUUUACUGUGGACUUUAUGGUUAUUAUUACUAAUAACAAGGCAUAGGCAAAUAGUGAUUAGUGAUUACAAACCCUUUGUGUAGUGAAACAUUAGACUGUUAAAUUUACUAAAGUUUUAUAUUUCUUACUUUGUGAUGUUAAAUUAUAACUACUUAUAAUAUUCGUUUAUUAAGAUCAGUUCAGUAGAAACUAAGAAACGGACAUUUAACAAUGGCAGGCCACAGAUACAUCAGUAACACGACAAAUCUAUUUGAGGAUGACGACGUAGACGACGAUACCUUUGUUAAUAGUUAUAGAUCAAGAAUUCCACCACCACAACCAAAACCAUCACCAUCGCCUUACGUUGCCGAAUUAGAAAGGCAAAGACAAACUAUGUUAGAGAAACAGAAAGAGAUCGAACAGCGUACACUAGAUUCCUCGGUUAGAAGUAUAGGUUUGUUGCGUGAAUCUGAGCAAAUUGGGAUUGCAACUGCUGAAGAACUCACUCGCCAACGCGAGCAACUUCAAAACACUAAUAGAAGACUCGACGAAAUUAACACAAACUUGAGCUAUAGUCAAAAACACCUAAACGGUAUUAAAUCAGUUUUUUAUGGGUUUAAGAACUAUUUGUCGGGUAAAUCGGACCAAACGCCUACUAAGAGUCAAGUAUCUCUAAGUUCCAGUAGUUCAAAAGCAGGAAAUAGUAGCAGAGUAGAUGAUACCUUAUACAGCAUGAGUGCCAGUGAAACUGACAAUUUUACAAAUCACCCGUCAACUCGUCUGAGAGGACUUAACCAGCAAGUAUCCGCUGAACCAAUAUCAGAUACUCAGCGCAUAAACAAAAUGUUAGAUGCAAACUUAGAUGAGAUGGUAACUCACAUUUCAAGAUUAAAAGGACUGGGAAUGGCUCUUGGAGAUGAAAUUGAGCAACAGAAUCAUCUUAUAGAUGAAAUCCAUGAUAAAGUUGAUGUUGCAGAUAUAAAAAUUGGUCAUCAAAAUAAGCAAAUGAACAAACUUUUAGGGCAAUAAUUAGUGUCUUCCAUACUGUAAACUUUUCAAAGAGAACAUUAAUGUCCUAUUUGUAUAGAAGUAUAUUAAGUUUGUUUAUGAUAAAAAAAAGAAUUUUAUAAUAUAUAUUAUUAAUUAUAAAUACACUUCAUAUAUUAAUAAAUUAGGGGGUUACAUUAUGGAUAUACAGUAGAGGUUAUAUAAUUCAAGUAUAGUUCUAAUUAAAAAGGAAAACAAUGGUAUUAAAAUAUUGUCAAUGUCAAACAGUGUGGGUGUGUUAUCUUGUAAAUUAAUUCCAUUAACAUGCAUAAGCUUAUCAAUACAAAUUACUGUAAAAAACUCCUUUUAUAAAUUAAACAUAAGUAUUAAUGUAUUUGUUAAUAAGUUGUAACCAUUGUUGGUAAAUAAAUAUAAAAAAUACACAAAUCAAAGAAGACUUACGUAACUCAAAAUGU